This is a messenger RNA of Vespa velutina, 4376 nucleotides long. Its product is annotated as heterogeneous nuclear ribonucleoprotein U-like protein 1. The record is from RefSeq and is a predicted model, not a curated record. The transcript has 11 exons. Gene Ontology annotation, molecular function: protein binding. Lineage: Eukaryota; Metazoa; Arthropoda; Insecta; Hymenoptera; Vespidae. Bases 138 to 3614 code for a protein of 1158 amino acids.
ACGUAACGCGUUGUUUGCAGUCAUACCGCCAUAUUGUAUAUGUAGCGCGGGUCACUGGCGCGUGUAUGGGACUUUUUGUGAAUAUUUCGUGAGGUAAAAGUGUGUGAAUCGACAAAAAUCAUAGGAUAAUACACGCGAUGGAUCCGGCAAAAUUAAAAGUGGUUGAAUUGAGAUCGCAGCUGUCUCAGCGAGGUCUUGACACGAAAGGCAACAAAGCGGUGCUUGUUGAGAGACUUCGUAAGGCGUUGGAAGAGGAAACGGAAAACAAAAUAGAACAAAAGAUGACUGAAAAUACGGAAAAUGUGGAUGAUACUGCUUUGAAGGAAGCAAGUAAAAAAUCAGUCCAACCACCGAGAACACCUAGUCGUUCCUCUAGAAGUUCAUCCCUGACGCCAACAAAAAUUAGUACCAGAAGUACACCAAAGCAUGCAACAACACCAUUAUGUAGUAAAUCAUCUACACCAAAUAAAGAACAGUCUGUAGAAAAAGCAAAAGACUUAUUGACUGGAAUAUCGGAGCAAAUUCCAGAUGAACAUGUAACAACCGAAAGAGAUUUAAAAACUCCCCCUCCUCCCCUGCAAAAGGAUCAUCAUGAGGAUGAUGAUGAAGAAGAUGAACAAGAUCCAAUGAUACUUGCCCAAGAGAAAGUACAAACGUCUACUUCUGAUGACUUAAAGGGAUAUUUAAGCGAAGAUCAAAAAGAGGAAGAAGAAGAUAAUUUAUUGAAAGAUGAUGCUGACGAAGAUGCAUUACUGAAAGAUACGUCAGAAGAUGCAUUACUCAAGGAUACAUCGGAAGAUGAAUUAUUGAAAGAUUCAUCGAGAGAUCUAUUACUAAAAGAUACGUUAGAAGAUAAGUCGUUGGAAGAACCAUUGGAAGACAUUGAGGAACAAUCUUCUGAGAUACCUCCCAUAGAUUCGAGUAAAAAAGUCGAAGACAGUCUAGAAGAAAUGAAUGAAAGAGGGGAGGGCGAAGACGUGGAAGAGGAAAAGGAAGAGAAAACAAUUGUUGAUAACGAAAGCACUUCGGAGAAUGUUGAAUCAAUAAAUGAAAAUAAUCAAAAUACAUCGAACGAAGAAGUGCAGAAGGAGGACCUUGAGAAAAAUGAACUGGAUAUAGAAUCAAAGGAUGAUAUUUCCGAUACAGACGGCGAUGUCGAAAUGAAAGAAAAUUUAGAAGCGGUGGAACAUGUUGUUGAAAAAGAGAAAGAUUCAACGGCAGAACAAUCAAUUUCAAUUGUUUGUGAAAAUCAAAAAGAAUCUGACAUGGUACAGUCGGAAGAUGAAAAGAAUACUCAGAUAGAAGAAACAAUAGCCGAGAAAGAUGAUCAACAACAGUUAGAUACAAAAGAAGUGACUGAAGAGGAAUGUAAUAAUGACGUAUCUAUACCUGAUCAGGACGUAGAAAUGGUGGAAGUUAAACGCGAAGAAAAUAUAAAGGAAGAUAAUAAGGACUGGAAUAUGGAUCAUAAUGAUAGAAAACGUAAAAGAUCUUCUAGUCCUCCUGAAGAAUACCCUUUAUUACCUUUACCAGAAAACGAACCUGAAAUUAACAAUUCUGCUGUAGUUUUAUCUUGGUAUGACUCAGAUUUAAAUUUGCUUAUUGACAAAAAUGAUUUCGUAUCUGCUACACCAAUGCAUAAUGAUGGUUUCUGCUAUAUAUGGGCAGGAGCUCGAGCAUCUUAUGGAUAUACAAGCGGAAAGAUAUAUUACGAAGCAAAGAUCAUUGAUUGCUGUUCUAUUAAUAUACAAGAUGAAGAAUAUUCGCAUGUACUUCGUUUAGGAUGGUCUGCUUCUUAUACUUCUAUGCAGCUUGGUGAAGACAAGUUAAGUUAUGGUUAUAGUGCAAUAGGAAAGAAAUGUACAGAAAAUAAAUUUGAAGAUUAUGGAUCGCAAUUCAAUAAGGAUGAUAUUAUUGGAUGUUAUGCAGACAUGUCGCUUGAAAAUGACGUUAUCUUAUCAUAUACAUUGAAUGGAAAAGAUUUAGGAACUGCGUUUUCUAUAUCCAAAGAAGAGCUUGGAGAUAAAGCAUUAUUUCCACAUGUUCUAAGUAAAAAUUGUACUUUUACUUGUAAUUUUGGUCAAGAGAAACCAUGGAGCGAAGAAAUUUUGGAAGGAUACACGGUAGUUGGUACCGUUGAUUUAGAACAUAGUACCCCUGGACCACGAAGACCAGAGACAAAACAGGAUUGUGAAGUUCUAAUGAUGUGUGGCUUACCGGCUGCUGGAAAAACUGUAUGGGCAACAAAACAUGCGGCGCAAUAUCCAGAAAAAAUGUACAAUAUUUUGGGAAUAAGCACGCUUGUUGAUAAAAUGAAAAAUAUGGGCCAACCACGGAAACAAAACUACCAUGGUAGAUGGGAAGUACUUAUUGAAAAAUGUACUCGUACUUUAAACAAGUUAUUAGAAAUGGCAUGUAGUAGAAGACGUAAUUACAUUUUAGAUCAGACAAAUGUGUAUCCUUCUGCACAAAGACGAAAAAUGAAGAAUUUCCGUGAAUUUCAACGUAAGGCAAUAGUUGUAAUACCAACGAACGAAGAAUUUAAAUCACGUACUGCUAAGCAUGAAGCAAUUGAUGGAAAGGCUGUUCCUGAUUCCGUAGUCAUGGAAAUGAAAGCCAAUUUUAGUGCUCCAGAGGUAGGAGAACUUUUCGAUAAUACGGUUUGGGUUGAACUUAACAAAGAAGAUGGUAGGAAAUUAAUUGAAAAAUACAACAAAGAAGGAAAGGAAGCCGGUUAUGGCCAACAAUCUGCCAGUAAACGACCAAGAUUCGAAAGAAGCGAAGGCCACAAAGAUAACCGUGAUUCAAGAAAUAGUCGUGACAGUAGAGAUAGUCGAGACAGUCGAGACAGUCGAGAUAGUCGGGAUCAUCGGGAUCAUCGCGACAGAAGAAAUAAUUAUUCAAAUAGAAAUCGUAAUUCCAUGUGGCGUGGUAGUAGUAGUAUGGGAAGUUGGAGAGACAGAUCUUUAAGAGGAGGUCAUAUGAGGCACAGUGGUGGAUAUGGUCCACCAAGCAACUGGAGAAGCAGAGGUGGUAUGCCUAUCCCACCACAUCGUGGAGGAGAUAGGAGAGGUGGAAAUAAUGACAGAAGAAGUGGAAAUGAUAGAAAUCGAUCAGUAGCGCGACAAAGUGGUUGGGGUUCUGCAAGUAGUUACCAAGGAUCACAACCAUCAGGAUGGAAUCAACAAGGUGGUAGUUGGUCAAAUAGCAGCCAAUCACAAGGAGGUUGGGGACAAGGAGGAUGGGCAGGACAGCAGCAAUCAGGCAGUUGGAAGAGUUAUGGCCAAGGAUCAUACAGCCAAUGUAGUUACAAUCAACAAGAUUAUGGCAAUGGAAAUUGGAACCAACAGUAUUAUAAUCAGUAUUGGGAUCCGCAGCAGUCAAGUGGGCAGACAACUGCAGCUGGUAGCCAAGCUGUAAGCACAAGUGUAACAGAAAUCUCUGAAGAUUCAGAGGCUAAGUAUAGUCACCCACAAAGAUGGCAAGGAUAUACACAGACAUAUUCUUUUCCCUCUCAGAAUGCUACUACAGACGUCCAACAGUCCCAACAACACAAGAAAUAUUGCAAUAAUAGCAAUAAACGAUAUGCUUUCGAUGCUUCAACAAUACAGUAAACAAAUCUUAUUAAGGCAUUAAAAUUAUAUCGUAUCAAAAUUCUAAAUUAUAUAUUUUACAAAGUGGUGCAUUGAGAAUGCAGGAAGCAAAAUCAUUUUAUAAAUUUAAUUACUAUAUCAUAGAAAAUAAUCCUACUAUAUAUAUAUAUAUAUAUACGCAUAUAUACAUACACAUAUACAUAUAUAUGUAUAUGUAUAUAUAUAUUUAGUUAUCGAUUAAACGUAGUUCUAAUUCUGCAAGUGCAUUAACAUAACAUUGACAUAUAAUCAAUAUGAAUAGUAUAAUUAUUACUUUUAUAACGGGUUUAUAACAAAUGUUUAAAGAGGAAUAUUACUAUGUAUGGAUACAUUACAUGAUUAGUAUUAUGGCAACAAUCUUUAAUUAUUUAUCAUUAUUAUUAUGAAAGAAACCGUGUAAAUAUGUACAUAUCUCAUUAUUGAGUUAUGCAAAAAUAAUUGGUAAUCUAUAUUUAUAUUUUAAGACAAAUUUUUAAAAAAUAUUGUUAUAUUUUGUCAUGCAGAAAAUCAAGAACAAAUACCCAUUUUGUUUCAAUUUUCCAUAUCAAUGAUGGUAUAUAAAGAUAUGGCAUGAAUGAAUUAUUCUUGGACUUAUACAAAAUUAUUUUUUAUUAUACGAAAGGACUGUAAAGACUAAUAACUAUCUUUAUCCUUAUAUACAAAACUAAAGGGGAAAAAAUGAUAUAGGCAAGAUUAUAAGCCUCUUAAUGUUUGGUACAAAUGUCAUAGAGAUCAGAAUUGCAA